AUGAAGAAACUUGCCACUCUCUUCAUGGGAGGAAACAACAAUGAAACAACAGCCGAUGAAAAGAAUAAAAAAAAAUUACUUGAGAAGGGAGUUCAGCAAUGGACAAAAAAAGAUGUGUCACUCUGGUUGAAAUCUUUAGAAUUGACUGACUAUUGUAAAGAAUUUGAAAAAGCUGAUAUUACUGGUGCAGAAUUAUUAGAGUUGACGGAUGAUGAUUUAAUCAAGGAUUUAAAAGUUACCAAAUUAGGUCAUCGUAAACGAUUGAGAAAGCACUUGGAAUAUUUGGUACAACAUCAUGAUUUUCUCAAUGAUGAUGAGGAAAAUACACUCUCUGAUCACUCCAAUGUACUUUCCAGUAAUAGUCAAUUCGUGUCGCAACAACAACAGUUCAAUUCUUCUCCAAUUGGAACACCACCCUCUUCCAUCACUUCAGUGACUACUGGUCAAACUCCUUCUACUCGAUCAUUGAAUCAUCACUUAAAGUCAUCUCCAUCGAAUUUGAGUCAUCAAACCAAUGGUAUCAGUAACAAUCACAGACAAGAGACAUCCUUGUAUGGUGGUGGUCAAUAUGGUGAUACAGAUUCUGUUUCUUCUUCUUCUUCCUCUUGUGUCAACAUUCUUUCGACAGAUGCAUUCUCUACUUUAUGGAUCAAGUGUUAUGAGUUACCACAACAACAACAACCAACAAUGAUGGGUCAACAACAAGAAUCUCCUCUCAAUGAGAGUAGUAAUAGUCACCACAACACUAUGAUUUUAAAAUUUAAUUUAGGUAAUGAAAAUGAUGGAAUUCAGAAUACAAAUUCUUCCAUGAAUUCCAUCUUGUCACAAAUUCCUUCCUUAGAAGAGGUGAAACAAGAAAUUCUUUCAAGACUUGGUCAAAAACAACAACAUGUUCCGUAUUCUUCUUCACAACUUCAAUUGAAAUACAAAGAUGAAGAUGAUGAUAUGAUUGCAUUGAAAAGAGAUGAAGAUUUCAAACUAUGUGUUCAACAAUAUCUACUUGCAAGAAAUAAUUUCAUAUCAUCAUUGUCGAGUACUAAUAGUCGACAUACAUGUCGAUAUUUAAAGCUUUACAUGAGCUUGCCAUCAUCAAGUAAUGGUAUGAUCAAGAUGAAUAUUCCUUCCCAGGUUGUUCAUUCUUCCGUGAACAAUCACCACCUCAAUGAUGAAUUGAAUCAUUCCAAAAAGACCAUUCAAGGUUGUUCGAUCAAUAGUGAAAGUGAAGAAUUGGUUGAAAUAUUGGAUGGAAUGGUUGAAGCCAUGAUUGUCAUGACUGCUCAUGAUAAGCUCAUUAAAUAUGUCAAUAAGGCAACAGAAUCACUUUUACUCUUCACAAGAGAGGAAUUGAUUGGAUUCAAUGUCACUAAAAUAAUGCCAAGUGCAUAUCGUCAACAUCAUGAUGAAUAUGUUGAUCUUUAUUGUAAAACAGGAAUCCCAAAGAUUAUUAACAAGGGAAGGAUAGUACCUGUUAAAAACAAACAUGGAAAGGUAUUUGAUUGUUGGUUGAGUGUGAGUGACAGUACAUGGGGUAAUCAGAGAGCAUUCACUGGAACUUUGAAAGUGAUUUACUCGUCAGAUUCUUCGAGUCCUUCUUCCUCUUCCGUCAACACUACCACCACUCGUCCUCAAGUAUUUCCUUUCUUAGAAAAUAUGGUGGAUGGUGUCAUUAUUAUUUCUGGUAACGAUGAUAUUGUGAGAUAUUUCAACAAGUCUGCAGAACAAAUGUUUGGAUACUCCAGAGAGGAAGUGGUUGGUCAAAAAGUUGGAAUGCUUGUCUAUGAUGAACGUGUUCGACAAUGUCACAACCAAUAUGUCAAGAGAUACAUGGAGAGUGGAGAUUCUCACAUUGUUGGAAUUGGACGUCGUGUGGAGGCUCUGACAAAGGAUGGAAAAAUGAUUCCCAUAUUCUUGUCAGUGAAUGAAACCAAAUGGAACAAUGGUCUCAAUGGAAGAUGCUUUAUUGGUACCACCAAAUUACUCGAUCAGAACAGUGCCAUUUCAAAAUAUGUGUAA
Molecule: messenger RNA, 2013 nt
Organism: Naegleria fowleri
Lineage: Eukaryota; Heterolobosea; Eutetramitea; Acrasida; Naegleriidae
Exons: 2
Coding region: 1-2013 (670 amino acids)
Biological process (GO): regulation of DNA-templated transcription
Molecular function (GO): protein binding
Source: RefSeq, a predicted model, not a curated record